Malus domestica (apple) is the source of this 660-nucleotide messenger RNA. The record is from RefSeq and is a predicted model, not a curated record. Lineage: Eukaryota; Viridiplantae; Streptophyta; Magnoliopsida; Rosales; Rosaceae.
AUGUCUACAUGUAACGUCAUUGCAACAUGGACGACUGCCAUUAUCGAACAUGAAAAACAUUUUGAUUUCUGUACUCCGUCUAGUAGAAAACUCUCGACUUCUUCAGAAACCACGAGAAACUUAAAACUGAGAAAGCUUCGCGGUCUCCCUUCCAUCUCUGCUACGCGGUCUCUGCUUUGCGAUCUCUGCUUCCUUCGUGAUUUCUUCCUUCCUGAACGACAUCUAUUCGAAUUGAAAACCUUCUGGAGCUCUCUUCCCCAAAUUUCAGCAGCAACUUUGCUCCAGAUCUUUCCAAUUGAAAUUCCUCUCCUUCACAUUUUGCAUAUUGAAUUUCGCAUCAUCAUCAUCUCCCUAGAACCUAGGAGUUCGGUUCGGUUUCGAGUUUUCCGACGGAAAUCCGGCGACAGCGGCCAUCGAGGUUGGUCUGAAACUAUUCCUCAUCACCACAGGCAUUAUUUCCAGACAAUAGCUAUGGUUUUGAUUGUAGCGGUGACUGAAAAAUUAUUCCGAAACUAACAUUUGAGGAAUUCAAGGUUUGUUAGUUAAUUUGUACAUCAGAAUACCAUGACAAACUAUGAAGUUGUAAUUGUUGACCUUACAAUGUAUCUUUUUUGGUUUGGAGCAUUAGACUUAUAUGUGUUGCUUUCACCUCAUGAAGGC